CUCUUUCUCCCCCUUGUGCUCUCAAUUCUCACCUACCAAUUCUUGCAUUAUAUACAUUUCGGAGGCCUUUCGCAACUACAGCCCUGGAACUUCCUGCCCACCGGCAUUAGCAGUUGUUCCUCUCGUAACACAAAGUAGUAGUAUACCAUUACUAGUUAGUAGUCACCACUGCUACUGCUUCAGUUCCUUUUAUCACUUGCUUUACAUGAAUUAAGUCGAUGCUCUUCCUUGAAUAACUAGCGAUUAGUUUCGUGGUGACCUAUCUAGCCAUUUUUCUGUUUGGGUGGCAUCAAUCCUGAACACAGAAAGCUGCAAGAUGGAACAUGGUCAUGACGAAGGCGUGAAAGUCUCGGAGUUUUGCUUGAAAUCAGAUCCUCUGAACUGGGGAGUGGCAGCUGAGUCACUGAUGGGAAGUCAUUUGGACGAAGUGAAGGGCAUGGUAGCUGAGUUUAGGAAGCCGGUGGUAAAGCUCGGCGGUGAGAGCUUGACCGUUGCUCAGGUGGCCGCGAUUGCCGCCAAAGGUGAUCAGGGUGUGAAGGUGGAGCUGGCGGAGGACGCAGGGGCUGGGGUGAAGGCAAGCAGCGACUGGGUGAUGGAGAGUAUGAACAAAGGCACUGAUAGUUACGGAGUUACCACUGGGUUUGGUGCCACUUCACACAGGCGGACCAAUCAAGGCGGUGCCCUUCAGAAGGAGCUUAUUAGAUUUCUGAACGCGGGAAUCUUCGGAAACGGCACGGAAACUUGCCACACGCUGCCACACUCAGCUACAAGGGCAGCGAUGCUUGUAAGAAUCAACACCCUUCUUCAAGGUUAUUCCGGGAUCAGAUUCGAAAUCUUGGAAGCCAUCACCACUUUCCUUAACCACAACAUCACCCCAUGCUUGCCUCUUCGCGGUACAAUCACUGCCUCUGGUGAUCUUGUCCCCUUGUCCUACAUUGCCGGUUUACUAACCGGCCGCCCCAACUCCAAGGCCGUUGGACCCAACGGAGAAGCUCUCAACGCCGAAGAAGCAUUUCGCCUUGCUGGCCUCAGCGGUGGCUUUUUCGAGCUGCAGCCUAAAGAAGGCCUUGCUCUUGUUAACGGAACAGCAGUUGGUUCUGGCUUGGCCUCUAUUGUUCUAUUUGAAGCUAACGUGCUUGCUGUCUUAUCUGUAGUGCUGUCAGCAAUCUUUGCUGAAGUGAUGAAUGGCAAGCCCGAGUUCACCGAUCAUUUGACGCAUAAGUUGAAGCACCAUCCCGGCCAAAUUGAGGCCGCGGCUAUCAUGGAACAUAUCUUGGAUGGAAGCUCUUACGUCAAGGCUGCUCAAAAGUUGCAUGAGUUGGAUCCCCUGCAAAAGCCAAAGCUAGCCCGAUACGCUCUCAGGACAUCUCCGCAGUGGCUGGGUCCACAAAUCGAAGUUAUUCGCGCAGCAACAAAAAUGAUUGAGAGGGAGAUCAAUUCAGUUAAUGAUAACCCUCUCAUUGAUGUGUCCAGGAACAAGGCCUUACAUGGCGGCAACUUCCAGGGCACCCCCAUUGGAGUGAGCAUGGACAACGCUCGACUGGCCAUUGCAUCUAUCGGCAAACUGAUGUUUGCUCAAUUUUCCGAGCUUGUUAAUGAUUACUACAACAAUGGGUUGCCGUCCAAUCUCUCUGGAGGAAGGAAUCCAAGUUUGGACUAUGGAUUCAAGGGAGCUGAGAUUGCUAUGGCUGCAUACUGUUCUGAACUCCAGUAUUUGGGCAAUCCAGUGACCAACCAUGUCCAGAGUGCCGAGCAACACAACCAAGACGUCAACUCCUUGGGAUUAAUCUCUUCAAGAAAAACUGCAGAAGCCAUUGAUAUCUUGAAGCUCAUGUCAUCCACUUAUUUGGUGGCUCUUUGUCAAGCAAUCGAUUUGAGGUUUUUGGAAGAAAACUUGAAAAAUGCUGUUAAGAAUAUUGUCAGCCAAGUGGCAAACCGAACUCUGACAAUUGGCGCUAAUGGAGAACUGCAUCCUUCACGGUUUUGUGACAAGGAUUUGCUCAGAGUGGUGGACCGCGAAUACGCCUUUGCCUAUGUGGACGACCCUUGCAGCGCUACCUAUCCAUUAAUGCAAAAGUUAAGGCAAGUGCUCGUGGAUCAUGCGUUGAAGAAUGGUGAUCAGGAGAAGAACGUCAACACCUCCAUCUUCCAAAAGAUUGCAGCAUUUGAAGAUGAACUGAAAGCUGUCCUACCAAAAGAAGUGGAGAGUGCCAGAAGCGCUGUGGAGAGUGGAAAUCCAGCAAUCCCUAAUCGGAUAAGGGAGUGCAGAUCUUACCCAUUGUACAAGUUCGUUCGAGAAGUGUUGGGGACAGGACUGCUGACUGGAGAGAAAGCUCAGUCACCUGGUGAGGUGUUCGACCAGGUGUUCACAGCAAUGAGCAAGGGGCAGAUUGUAGAUCCUUUGUUGGAAUGUCUCCAAGAAUGGAAUGGUGCUCCUCUCCCAAUCUGUUGAUUUACUUUCAUCCAUUCAAACAUUUGUUUGUCAAAACCUUCAAUGUAAUUUAUCUGUAUGUCAAAUUCAAUGAUAUGUCUGUAACACCCAUGUAUUGCUCAAGGUUUCUUAAAAUGUGAACAAAAACUUCAACAUCGUCCCUGUUCUC
Messenger RNA from Coffea eugenioides, 2600 nucleotides. Its product is annotated as phenylalanine ammonia-lyase-like. Gene Ontology annotation, molecular function: ammonia-lyase activity. Gene Ontology annotation, cellular component: cytoplasm. The record is from RefSeq and is a predicted model, not a curated record. Lineage: Eukaryota; Viridiplantae; Streptophyta; Magnoliopsida; Gentianales; Rubiaceae. The coding region runs from base 317 to 2452 and encodes 711 amino acids. The transcript is spliced from 2 exons. Gene Ontology annotation, biological process: L-phenylalanine catabolic process.